UUGAAAUGUUUGUAAUUCUUAGAUGAGAGACCUAAGGAUUAUAAUCAUUAAUAUGUUUUAACAUAUUGUACUUUAUAAGAAAUUAGUUUUAAUUAAAAAAUGUUGGAUUGGCACAAAUUUAGAAAGUCUUUAUUUUUGAUAUUGGUUCUUUAGUACAGUUGAGAGAAAAGAUAAUGUAAAAUUAAAAUAAUGAAACAGUUUGUUUCAUAAUAACAUGGGCUCACAUUAUACAAUAGAAAAGUAUUGCAUUAAAUGCGAUAUGCACAAAAAUGUAAUCCUCCUGUUAUGGAAAUGGUUCAGGUAAUACCAGUGGACAAAUUAGUAAAAGGCCGCUUUCAAGACAAUUUUGAGUUUUUACAAUGGUUCAAAAAAUUCUUUGAUGCGAAUUAUGAUGGCCGCGAGUACGAUGCUUAUGAGGCUCGUGGCUGUAUACCAUUGGGUUCUGGUGUUGAUGGGACGCAUAACUUGUCAAAUCCUCAAUUGGUACCUUUACCUCCUCAAUCAAAGCAGAUGCAAAUGCAGCAAAAGCAUAUUCAACAACGUAAUAUUGUCCCCCGCCAACAGCAGGGUAUAGCAACAUCGUGUCAGUUCAUUAGUGUUGCUUUUGCAUGUCUUAUAUUGUUGUCUUCAUAGUUCAAGAAAGUAUUAUGCGCUGCAUAGAAAGUUACUCUGGCUGUGCGUAAUUGAACCAAUAAAGCAUUUCAUAUCUACAGUAAAGUAGGAAGCACUUUAUGCUUUUGCGACUUUAAUCACGUUUAUAUGUACAGAUACACAAAUUGAAACUCUAGCACAGUAUUUCUUAGUAUAUUGUUUGUUUAUUUCAAGUGUAAGUAGAAUAUUUUUGUUUUAUCAUCAUCUUUAAUUUUGUGUUAACACACGUAUCUCUUGCUUUUAAUUGCAGGAAAUAGUUCUCUAGUUUAGGUGAAUAUAAAUAUUGAACAUAUAAACACAUUUAUUUAUCACACCAAUUUAUAAAUACACUUCAGUAGGGGGCAAAAUAUAGAGGACGUAAUAUAAACUGGAUUUACUUGCUAGAUGCAAUGUUUAUAUACUUAGAACACCAUGAUUACUUAAUCCCUGUAACUUGAUAUCUUUGUUUACUGUAUCGAUUUCGUUAUUUUUAUAUAAUUCAAUAAGAAAGUUGUUGACAUUUACUGCUAAACAAUGUUUUAAUAGAUCACGUUUUGACUUUACUCGAUUUUCUGUAAUUUAUUAAGGUUUCAGUUUCUUUUUUCUUUUGUUCCACAUGCUUUUUU
Messenger RNA from Megachile rotundata (alfalfa leafcutting bee), 1256 nucleotides. Its product is annotated as microtubule-associated protein RP/EB family member 1-like. The record is from RefSeq and is a predicted model, not a curated record. Lineage: Eukaryota; Metazoa; Arthropoda; Insecta; Hymenoptera; Megachilidae.